AUGUGUCCCUUGUUGAAGAAGUAGGAAGUGAGGUGACGAAAUCGGAGGGGAAAUUGGAGAACGCGUUAUAAGUUAAAUCUGUAUUUGUUAUUGUUUCGCAAUGAAGGUUUACACGGACGCAGGGAACAUCCAGACAGUCAAAUUGCUGGCAGCGGCCAAUGCAGCUGGAGUGAUGGUCGAAGUUGUUGUUGUAAAACAUGAUGAGCCAGUUAUACCAUAUCUCAGCACUAACAGACUACCAGCACUUGAGGUGAUCCCUGGGAAAUUUCUCUUUACGCCAAAUGCUGCCCUCAGGUAUCUCAUGUCUCUGGGAGGAAAAACCAUCAGCGAUACAGACGAAGAUGAAUGGUUGGAAUGGGAUAGCACCCAGCUCGUGCCCACGGUCUGGCCUCUCAUAGUGAACGCCGUGUGUCACAACAAGGUGGAGACAACUCUUCAGAAUUCUGCCGAGCCUCUGCUACAUCACCUUAAUAAGAAGCUACACGGAAAGUCUUUUCUCUUUGGGCAUGAAAUAUCUGCGGCCGACAUUGCGGUUUUCUGUUCCCUGUAUCCACUGCUGAUAACACCAAUCCUGCAGGAAUUUAUGGGUCUUUUCCCAGCAGUGAUGAAUUGGGGACGAUGUGUCUUGGCCCAGCCUCCUGUGGCCCAUGGAAUUAAAUUUGUUACUGUCGACCAGGGCUUAAGUUCACUAAAGAACUCUCUGCUGGUUCACCCAGGCUACCCACCAGUUCAUGUGCAGACAAAGAAACUAAAGUCUGCUAUGACCACGCGUAUUGCAGAGGAUCAUGGGAAGGAAAGCACUGAAGAUUCUAUGAGUAUCAUCACCCCUCUGGAGCUGUCACAAGCAGUCUCGGCGUGGGAGAACGGAUCACAAACGUGUGCCAAACCAAGAAUCCGAAAACACCCCAUUCUGCCCCAAGAUGGAGAGCGGAAUCUGCUCAUCACGAGUGCCUUGCCGUACGUCAACAACGUCCCUCACCUCGGCAACAUCAUCGGCUGUGUGCUCAGCGCAGACGUCUUCUCCAGGUAUUGUCGACUUCGUAACUACAACGUUCUCUAUGUGUCUGGAACUGACGAGUAUGGGACAGCGACCGAGACUAAGGCAAUUGAGGAGGGGGUAACUCCGCUCGAGAUCUGCACCAAGUACAACAAACUGCACAACGAAGUCUAUGAGUGGCUCAACAUCGACUUCGACUACUUCGGGAGGACGUCAACGCCACAACAAACUGAAAUUGCCCAAGACAUAUUCUGGAAGUUGUACAAUCGAGGCUUCGUGUUAAAAGAUACUGUUGACCAACUUCUGUGUGAAAAAUGCAACAGGUUUCUGGCUGACCGGUUUGUUCACGGGGAGUGUCCGAUCUGUGGGUACGACGAUGCGCGAGGUGAUCAGUGCGACGCGUGCGGGAAGCUCAUCAACGCUGUGGAACUGAAGAACCCCAAAUGUAAAUCAUGUGAGACGUCUCCCGUUGUGAAAACUUCACAUCAUCUGUUCCUAGACCUUCCUAAGGCAGAAUCGGACCUGAGAAGACAUCUAGACGGAGCGUUUGCCAGUGGCACGUGGACGACAAACGCUAAAAUGAUAACCAACGCCUGGAUACGAGACGGUCUCAAGCCGAGAUGCAUCAGUCGCGAUCUCAAGUGGGGGACGCCCGUCCCCUUGGAGGGAUACACAGACAAGGUGUUCUACGUGUGGUUCGACGCUCCAAUUGGCUACAUUUCAAUCACCGCUAACUACACGGACCAGUGGAGACAGUGGUGGAAGAAUCCGUCAAAGGUAGAGAUGUACAACUUUCUUGGAAAGGACAACGUGCCAUUCCACAGCGUUAUUUUCCCGUCAACGUUGCUGUGUGCUGAUGACAACUACACAAUCGUAAACCACAUGUUGGCUACAGAGUAUCUCAACUAUGAAGACACUAAGUUUUCCAAGAGUCGGGGUGUCGGCGUGUUUGGUGAUCAAGCUCGGAGCACUGGAAUUCCUGCCGACAUUUACCGCUUCUACCUUCUGUACGUGCGUCCCGAAACUCAGGACACAUCUUUCAGCUGGGAUGAUUUCCUGUUGAAGAACAACAGUGAACUACUCAACAAUCUCGGAAACUUCGUCAACAGGGCUUUGUCCUUUCUCGCCAACAACUUCAGUGGUGUCAUUCAGGAGAUGACUUUGACAACAGAAGACGACAAACUGCUUGUGUUGAUAAACCGAGAGUUGAAAACCUACAUUGACAAUAUGGAAGUAGCAAAGUUGCGUGAUUCUAUUCGCAAUAUUUUGAAUAUAUCGAGACUGGGUAACCAGUUCAUGCAAGCCAACAAGCCAUGGGUGCUGGUCAAAGGGAACAAGGAGGAGAGAGCUCGUGCUGGGAGUGUGGUUAGCCUGUCUGGGAACAUCUCACAGCUGCUGUCCGUUCUACUCCAGCCCUACAUGCCAGAUACAAGCGCCAUGAUCCAGACACAGCUCAACUCCCCUACAGACUGUAACGUGAUCCACGACAAGUUUAUCUGUGUCCUUAAACCAGGUCACAGUAUCGGAAAGCCAAGUCCGCUAUUCGAGAAGAUAGAAGCAUCGACUAUGUCAGAUCUGAAAUCUCGGUUUGCGGGUAAAGGGGAUCCCGAGCCAGUGAAGAGGGCAAAGCAUCAUGGGAAGGCUCAGGCGGACAGCCCAGCUGUGGUUAACGGGCCGGCAAAACCAGAGGAUAUCGAGAGACUGACAGCUGAAGUAACUAAACAGGGUAUGUCAGUGCGUGAACUGAAAACCAACAAAGCGGAGAAAUCUGCGAUAGACGCAGCAGUCGCAAUCUUGUUGGAUCUCAAGCGUCAGUUGGCGGUUGCCCAGGGCGACGAUCCCAGUGCUGUCAGCGGAAGUGGAAAGAAGAAAGGAAAAAAGAAAUGAUCUCGUAAAUUGGCAAAAAUUGUCCGAAAAUGAACUUUUAAAAACAAAUCUGUUUUGAAAAAUGUGGAAAAUUAAAAGAUUCUGUGGGAAGGCAGAUAUGUAAAACACAUGAAACAACAUUUUUAAUCUGGGUUAACAGUAAUCGUUGUAAAUAAAAGUGUAUUUACAACAGAA
Gigantopelta aegis is the source of this 3058-nucleotide messenger RNA. Its product is annotated as methionine--tRNA ligase, cytoplasmic-like. Gene Ontology annotation, molecular function: methionine-tRNA ligase activity; ATP binding. Gene Ontology annotation, cellular component: cytosol; aminoacyl-tRNA synthetase multienzyme complex. Lineage: Eukaryota; Metazoa; Mollusca; Gastropoda; Neomphalida; Peltospiridae. The transcript has 23 exons. The record is from RefSeq and is a predicted model, not a curated record. Gene Ontology annotation, biological process: methionyl-tRNA aminoacylation. The coding region runs from base 101 to 2884 and encodes 927 amino acids.